Molecule: messenger RNA, 813 nt
Organism: Endocarpon pusillum Z07020
Lineage: Eukaryota; Fungi; Ascomycota; Eurotiomycetes; Verrucariales; Verrucariaceae
Exons: 1
Coding region: 1-813 (270 amino acids)
Biological process (GO): secondary metabolite biosynthetic process
Cellular component (GO): cytoplasm; nucleus
Source: RefSeq, a predicted model, not a curated record
AUGACGAUCACGAACCUGCUAGAAACAGAAGACCGAACGCUGCACCUGCCCCGACUACUAUGUCUCCAUGGUGGUGGCAGCAACGCUCGAAUCUUCCGCGCCCAAUGCCGAGUUCUCCGAGCGCAACUCCGAUGCCAUUUCCGGCUCUGCUUCGCCGAGGCACCCUUCCCCUCUCAACCCGGUCCAGACGUGUUAUCAGUCUAUGGCGAGUGGGGUCCUUUCCGUCGCUGGCUACGUUCCGGACCAGAGCAUCCCCUAAUCGCCCCGGAAGCGGCAGUUGGCAUGAUCGAGAAAUCCUUGCACGCUGCCAUGAGAGAAGACGACCGCCAGGGAGCCACGGGCGAAUGGGUAGGGCUUCUGGGUUUUAGCCAGGGCGCCAAGAUGUGCGCAAGCCUGCUCUUCCGCCAGCAGGUGCGCACAGAGAAGCUGGGCAAGCAGGGAACGGGCUCGAAUUUUCGCUUUGCAGUUCUGCUGGCGGGGCGGGGACCUUUGGUUUCGCUUGAUCCGGACCUGGUCAUGAACCCUGCGCUGGUGGAUGCGUCGCAGAUCGGAUUGGCUAAUUUUCCCGACCAGAAGUGUCUGGAAAGGAGAGAGCAUUUGCUACGACUACCGACAAUCCAUGUCCAUGGCUUGCAGGAUCAGGGUCUGGAGCUUCACAGACAAUUUUUCGCUAGGUACUGUGAGGGAGGUCGAGGUGCGAGACUGGUUGAGUGGGACGGCAACCACAGAGUGCCAAUCAAGACCAAGGAUGUUGCUGCCAUUGUGCAGCAGAUCUUCAUUGUCGCAAAGGAGAAGGGAGUCUUGAAGAUGUAA